Eleginops maclovinus (Patagonian blennie) is the source of this 2582-nucleotide messenger RNA. RefSeq names its product propionyl-CoA carboxylase subunit beta (gene pccb). The record is from RefSeq and is a predicted model, not a curated record. Bases 22 to 1800 code for a protein of 592 amino acids. Gene Ontology annotation, molecular function: propionyl-CoA carboxylase activity. Gene Ontology annotation, cellular component: mitochondrion. Lineage: Eukaryota; Metazoa; Chordata; Actinopteri; Perciformes; Eleginopidae. The transcript is spliced from 14 exons.
CCCGAGAGCGUAGACGCAAAGAUGGCGGCUCUCAGUGUGGCUCGAAUGAGCUGCGGUCUGUUAAACGGGUUUAGGACAUCUUUCAGGAGUUUGACUCCCCUUAAACAUGGCGCAGUCGCUACUGCAAUACUGCAUACGAGCCUGCACCCGGACUGCCGGCGGUAUUCUGUCAGCCACCUGUCCGUUAAGGAGAGGAUUGACAAGAAACGCGCGGCGGCGCUGGUCGGGGGAGGUCAACAGAGAAUAGACGCACAACACAAAAGGGGUAAGCUAACAGCCAGGGAGCGAGUGGAGCUUCUGCUGGACCCUGAGUCCUUUGUGGAGACGGACAUGUUCGUGGAGCAUCGCUGCUCUGACUUCGGCAUGGAGCAGGAUAGGAACAAGUUCCCCGGUGACAGCGUGGUGACGGGCCAUGGCAGGAUCAAUGGCAGGCUGGUUUAUGUAUUCAGUCAGGUACAAUGUUUAACUAUACUGCAAUUAUGCUACAGUGUGGCAAAAAUAUAUAAGCUUCGUAUCACCUGUGUAAUAUUUCCGUCUUUCUGUUUCUCUCAGGACUUCACAGUGUUUGGUGGCAGUUUGUCUGGAGCCCAUGCACAGAAGAUUUGUAAGAUUAUGGACCAGGCCAUGACAGUUGGAGCGCCGGUCAUCGGGUUGAACGACUCUGGAGGAGCUCGGAUCCAGGAAGGAGUGGAGUCUCUGGCCGGAUAUGCAGAUAUAUUCCUGAGGAAUGUGCUGGCUUCAGGAGUCGUGCCUCAGAUCUCUCUCAUCAUGGGGCCCUGUGCAGGAGGAGCCGUCUACUCCCCCGCCCUGACAGACUUCACUUUCAUGGUUAAGGACACAUCAUACCUGUUCAUCACUGGACCUGAUGUAGUGAAAUCUGUCACCAAUGAAGACGUGACCCAAGAGGAGCUUGGAGGAGCCAAAACUCACACCACCGUGUCCGGAGUGGCUCACCGUGCUUUUGAGGAUGACGUUGAAGCGUUGCUCAACAUGCGAGAGUUCUUCAACUUCUUGCCGCUCAGCAAUCAGGAUCCCGCCCCCAUCAGGGAGUGCCACGACAGCAGCAAUCGUCUUGUACAUUCGUUGGACACCAUCGUCCCGUUUGAGACAACUAAAGCCUACGACAUGUUGGACAUCAUUCAGGCGAUAGUGGAUGAGAGCGACUUCUUUGAGAUCAUGCCCAACUACGCCAAGAACAUCGUGGUGGGAUUUGCCCGCAUGAACGGACGCACUGUAGGCAUUGUGGGUAACCAGCCUAAAGUAGCUUCUGGCUGUCUGGACAUCAACUCCUCAGUGAAGGGAGCGCGCUUUGUACGCUUCUGUGACGCUUUCAAUAUUCCCAUCAUCACCUUUGUGGAUGUGCCGGGCUUCCUGCCAGGAACCGCUCAGGAGUACGGAGGCAUCAUCAGACACGGAGCCAAACUGCUGUACGCCUUUGCUGAGGCCACCGUCCCCAAAAUAACCAUCAUCACCAGAAAGGCUUACGGAGGAGCCUAUGACGUGAUGAGCUCCAAACACUUGAGAGGAGACAUGAACUACGCCUGGCCCACAGCUGAGGUCGCUGUCAUGGGUGCCAAGGGUGCUGUCCAGAUUAUCUUCAGAGGAAAGGAGAACCAGGCGGAGGCAGAGGCUGAAUACGUGGAGAAGUUCGCCAACCCUUUCCCAGCUGCAGUCCGAGGUUUCGUGGAUGACAUAAUUGAGCCGGCGACAACUCGCAAGAAGAUCUGCAGAGAUCUGGAGGUGCUGGCCAGCAAGAAGCAGAGCAACCCCUGGAAGAAACACGCCAACAUUCCUCUGUGAAACAAACAAACUGUUUUCACAUCAACACUCUUGACUGUGCUCGCUGUGGGAGUUUCCCGAUACUGACUUUAAAUCCGGAUGAACUGCACUAGUUCCCUGUGGUUAGGACGUUAGUAGCCUGUCAGCAGAGGUCUGUUUUGUUAUUCACCACUCCACUGAAGCAGCACAUAAAGAUACACUACCUGAUUUUGUUGUGCGUAGUUGCAUCCAUAAAAAUCUGAUUAUGUUUCAACUAGGGCUAAAUGUUGAUACCGUAUCAGGAUAUGAGACUCGAUAUCCUUCUAGACUUUGUGUGGUCAUUUUCAAACUAUUGGGGGAAAUAUUGGUGCUCUGUCAACAAAAUCAGCAGGUUUAUCUUUACAACUUCACGACUGAUUUGCAAGAUAUUGAUAUAAAAAAUCCUAACUCAUUUACAGGACCAGACCAGGAUAAAAGUGGUUGUACACAUUUAAGAUAAUUGUGUCAGUAGUGACCACAUUGGACACUACUGUUGGUUUGAUUUGACCUUUUUGAGAACAAGAUUUUAUCUGAAGUGUAGAUUAAGUGUCACUGAUGGAAGGUGAACGGACACGAGCAACUGAACUGUCAAUAUGAUUCAGGUUAGUCGAAGUUUUCAUAUACUAUUUUUAGUUUUAGUUUUCGGUGUGUACCGUAGUGUUUUUAGAAACACUCCUUGUGUUGUCCUUUUUGUUUAGAUCAAGAUAAAGUCAUCCUCACACCCUGGAACUGUGCCUUUCUUCUCUGGCAGCCUCUGCCACUUGUAAAAUAAAUAAUGGACUCAA